Molecule: messenger RNA, 477 nt
Organism: Quercus lobata
Lineage: Eukaryota; Viridiplantae; Streptophyta; Magnoliopsida; Fagales; Fagaceae
Exons: 1
Coding region: 1-477 (158 amino acids)
Source: RefSeq, a predicted model, not a curated record
AUGCGAGAAAAGGAGACCCUGAAGAUGUACUCGGAUAGAUACUGGGAGAUGUUCAAUGAAAUAGAUGGGGAUUUUGAUGACAUAGCCAUAAGGACUUUCAAGGUCGGCCUACCUGCCGAGCAUGGCUUAAGGAAAUCUUUGACCAGGAAACCCAUUAACAGUGUGUGCCAACUCAUGGGCCGAAUUGAUAAGUAUAAGCGGGUCAAGGAUGACCAACAACAAGGGAAGGGGAAGGCUAAGGUUAUCCAUCAAGAGAAGAGGGAUUUCAAGAGGGACCACUACAACAAUAACCGGCCUCACAGGGACUUUGCUGGGAAAUUAGUGUCUACCACUACUCAAAUGGUUAACAUGGUGUUCCGAGAAUCAGUACACCAAGUUUUGGAGAAAAUCAAGAACGAGUCAUUCUUUAAGUGGCCAAAUAAGAUGAGAGGUGACCCUAUGAAACGCAAUCAAAACCUUCAUUGCCAAUACCACUAG